UUCCGCUCGGUUCCGAAACCACAACAAACAGGUGUGUUCUGAUAACGGGAGAGUGACAGGUGUGAAAAGUCUAAAACCGUGUAAAAGAAGAAAGAAGAAGAAGAAGAAGAAGACAGGCGUGAGCUCCAGAGUGCAAGAUGUAAACAGUCAUGUCUUCAACACUGAUCUUCCUCAUCAUCUUAGUGUAUUACCUCAUAACAAGAGGCUUUCCCAGACUGUUAUCAUGGCUUAUUGUAGCCAAGUAUCAAACAGAAAUAAAGAUUGGCCGAAUAAAUCUCUGGCGGCUCAGUUUCGAGGAUGUUCUGAUCAAAAAGUCAGGCCUAAGCAUAAAAGUUGACCGUGUUGGUGCUACAAGCAGUCUUUUUAACCAGGAAGAACGGAAAAUAUUUGCUUUGAAGGUUCAUGAUGUGCGAAUUGAGAAAGAGGUGUGUGAGAAGCGUGGGCGAGCUCAAAAUGAAGGAAGUAAUAAUGGCAGUGUGGAGGCUAUGUUCGCUGCAGCCAGCACAACCCCAGAGGUUGAGGCAAAGGCAAUUCAGCUCAGAAUAUCCCCUUCAGUUGUCACUCUUGCCCAGUUUUUUGGUGUCCACAUCAUGAGUGUAAGUGUUGUCUACCUUCGUGGACAAGUGGCCAGAAUGCCUGCUACAUGGUGCAGCUGAGAAGAUUACCAUCGAGGGAGCAACACUGAACCAGUCUAAUAUAGCACUGAAGGUCAGUGUGAGUGGAGCCCACUUGAAGGUCCUGCAGCAUGUGGCUGAUGAGAAGAAGCAGAUGGC
Penaeus monodon (black tiger shrimp) is the source of this 773-nucleotide messenger RNA. RefSeq lists its product as uncharacterized. The transcript has 6 exons. The record is from RefSeq and is a predicted model, not a curated record. Bases 150 to 656 code for a protein of 168 amino acids. Lineage: Eukaryota; Metazoa; Arthropoda; Malacostraca; Decapoda; Penaeidae.